AUGUACCAGACUAAAGGCCCUCGGCCAGCGGAGAAGCGUAUCCGAAGGGCAGCUGCGGCCUGCUACCGGUGCCAUGCACGCAAGGUGCGCUGCGAUGCAUCGAUUCUCGGCUAUCCCUGCACAAACUGCGUGCUCGACGGCAGAACGGACUGUACUCUGCGCCCCAACGCUACCACACGUUUCAAGAAUCUGAAACAGAGCCAGCGUCGGAACACUGUCCAGGGAUUGGUGAAGCCGAAUGAGGAGGAACAUACCACCCUGAAUAGCAGCGGAGAGCCCUGCGAAACCACUCCCCAAUCCGCCAUGUUGCCACGAGCCUCUGGGUUCCCCGAACUGUUAGAGUCGCCCCGCCAGACCGAAACAAUAUACGAGUAUACUGGACCCACUGUCGAUCUCAAUGCCUUAUCUCUGCUUCCGAUGAGCGAUGUGCAUAUUCUCGUGACAGGUGGCUGUCUGGACAUGCCCCCCAAGUCUGCGAUGGAUGUUUUCCUCAUGAAAUACUUCCUCCUCGUGCAUCCGACACCAACUACGCACCGAAAAUCUCCCUCUUUGUAUUUCAAGCCAUGCUUCUUUCGAGCUGCGCAGUAUGUGCCCUACUCCAUCAUGUGGCCGCGUGACCUCAAAUUAACCAUGGACAUGAUGUUGCAGUUUGUGCCCGUCGAGGUCAUCCAGCAAUGUGGCUUCAACGAUGCAUGCGAAGCGAGAAGAACGUUUUAUCACCGCGCCAAGAUGCUGUACGAUACUAACUUCGAGAGCGACCCCUUAGCACGAGCCCAAGGCGCCCUGCUGCUGACCUUCCAUACCACAGCUGAAGACCCCCAAGCAACGAUGACCUGGAACAUGUGCGCCAUCCACAAUGCAACCGCUACAGGCUUGGGUCUCCAUCCUUCGCUCCAGGAUCCCAAUAGGUGUGCCAAGAAACGACUGUGGUGGUCUAUCUUUGUCCGCGAUCGCUUCUUGUGGCUUGGCCGCCACCGUCGGCCUCAGUUCACCUCCGCGAACUUCAGCUUGAACAUUGACUAUCUACAGGAGGAAGAAAUGACCAAUGAAAUCAUCAUGUCCCCGUUUUAUGAGCCCAAUGUCAAGCGCCUCCUGCUGAAAGUGUUCCAGGCCCAAUGCCGGCUGGCUGUGAUCCUGACGGAUGUCAUCACCAUUUCGUUCUCGGCAUCGGACGGGGAUGCUCCGCGUUUAUCACUUCAGGAGCUGGAUAUAUAUCUCACAAGGAUUAAGCAGCUACGAGCGGGGCUCGCUCAGUGGGAAGAAACGGUUUACUCCCCUUUGCAUCAUACUGGCAUCGCUGAGCCGGGGACGGUUGGAAUUAUCAUCAAUCUAACUGCUUUGCACUACCAAACCGCUCGCAUGGUCCUAGGCAAUUAUGAAACGCUCCUUGUCGAAAGCCACCUCGAUAUGAUCCAAGAUCGCUCGGCGUCAAUCCUGUUGCCUGUGGCCAAGGAAUUGAAAGAUGCCGUAUUUCAGCUCACCCAGAAGCUUGGUUAUUUCAGCUCAAGGAAUCUAACGGAACAUAUCCCAUUGAGUGUGCUUGCUUAUUGUGGCACUCCAAUGGUGCUCGCGGCGACAGAUGUCAAGCUGUCUAUGUCGUAUUCGGACAUGAUUGAUCGGAAACGUACUCUUGACAAAUGCUCCGAAGUCAUAGAUCAAUCACGGAGAGUGUACGACGUCACCGAACUAUUCUCCCAAGGCACGAAUCAAAUCCUACACCUGGCAUACGCCAUUACCAAAAACCUGCUUCUAGAAAGCAAUGUGCCAGAGACGGGCGCAUCGCUGCUCGAAGACUCAAAAUGCCUCGAAGGUAGUGAGCUAGAGAUGAAAGGGCGUGAUAAGCUUUUGUCUCCUGCAUUCAAAAGGCUGCGCAUAAGAGGUUGGGCCGAGGCGUUCCUGAAAUACCCCCGUGCAUAUCUCUUGAUAUCAACGUGUAUUGAUUCUAGCCUUGCAACUGGCCGCCUUCCACGAAACGAGCUCCUUCCGCCGAUAAUCAGAGACACGGCGUACGUGAUUCUGGGGCUUCCAAAGCUUCCGUGGACAAUACGGCUUGCCACCGGGGCCACAAGCGUGCCCACUGAGGAGAGCGUGCAGAAGGAUCAACGUCGGUUAAGAGGUCGACCGGAAAGUGUGUCUCUCAAUGAUACAUGGUAUUUAAGCCUACUUCAAAAUGUCGACGCAGACCCGUCUCUUUUUGAUGCCUGCGCACUCGAUGGAGGAUCACGUAACGGCAAUGUCGAGACCACUAUAAAAUAUCUCACGGACGAUAAUCAUGCAACCGGUAGCCCAUUGGGAUGUAGCGUGUAUAAUCGCAAGUACUCGUCUGGGAGCUCGCACGGUGAAAAACACAAGUUGCGAGCCUACUGUAUUGAGAGAAAGGAGCUGGGGAGAGAGAAUUGUUUGUUUACACAGAGUUGCUUAGCAAGGUAUAUCGGUAGAAUCAAGCAUCGUCGCGCAGAUGAGACUAUUGUCUCGGGUGGUGCGCCAGAGACGCACCAGCUUGGUGGAACGACAUCAAUCUCCGCGACUUCAAUAAUAACAAGAGCUAAUUAUUCCCUGGACAGCCUCGUCGAUUGUGCGCGGAGCAACGAGACCAUGGAGCCAUUGAACAAUAUCCAAGCUUGCCGCUUCUUGAGCAUGGGAUAUGAUGGCAGCGAGACCUCGAUCAUGAUACCUGACGCGAAAGAAGCGUUUGUCAAGGCACACCAUCAGCAAUUCGGAUUUACUCCUGUGGAUCGUGUCGUGUAUGUUGACACCAUUCGAGUCCGGGCAAUUGGAUGCAGUGUUUUCCAUGAAAUCCCUUCCUCUCCCCAGGUCAAGUAUCCCUUGAAUUCCAAGUCGGCUACGACCACGGCCACUCCAAGCUCGAGAGUUUCCACCUAUUUCAGUUCGGUUGGGUGGGUGGACACGCCUGUCUAUCAUCUGGAUGCUCUUUCUGAAGGAAUUCAGAUUCAAGGACCCGCUAUGGUUAUUGACAAAACGCAGACGAUCGUCAUGAGUCCAGAUUCAAAGGCGACCAUCGCUCAAGAUCUUUUGAUCCUUGACGUAGAUUCACCAAGCCCCAAGUCGACCAGUCCGGAAGGUAUCGACCCGGUUCAGCUUUCCAUAUUCCGGCAUCGGUUCAUGGGAGUAGCUGAACAGAUGGGCCGGGUUCUGCAGAAUGUCAGUACCAGCGCGAAUAUCAAGGAGCGGCUAGAUUUCACUUGUGCGAUCUUCACGCCGGAAGGGGACUUGGUUGCCAACGCUCCUCACGUACCCGCCAUGAUUGGAAGUAUGGCCUUUGCCGUGAGAUCACAGAUUGCGGAGUGGCAGGGAAGGCUGCAAGAUGGCGAUGUGUUACUGUCCAAUACUCCCGCCUAUGGGGGUGUUCAUCUCCCCGAUUUGACGGUGAUUACCCCGGUCUUCGGCUCCGCUGGGAAGGAUAUUGUAUUUUGGGCCGCGUCGCGCGGUCAUCAUGCCGAUGUGGGUGGCAUACUCCCCGGCUCGAUGCCACCAAUGUCAAAGCUUCUCUCGGAGGAAGGUGCUAUCUUCAACUCUCAUCUCCUGGUUCGUGCCGGUCACUUCGAUGAAGAGGAGCUCCGUCGUGUUCUAUGCGUCGAGCCAGCACGUUUCCCCGGCAGUAGCGGGUCCCGACGUUUCCAAGACAAUGUCACUGAUCUCAAGGCCCAAGUUGCUGCAAAUCACUGUGGUGCUCGUCUCAUGCGACGUCUCAUCGAAGAGUAUUCUUUCCCGGUGGUUCAGGUCUACAUGGGUGCCAUUCAAGAUUCUGCCGAGCUGGCUGUGCGCAAUCUCUUGAAGCGUCUCGAGCAUGAGCGCAGCGGAGAAGACAUAUCUGCUGUGGACUAUAUGGAUGACGGUACCCCGAACCAGCUGAAGGUCACGAUUAAUCCGACAGAUGGGUCUGCCAUUUUCGACUUCACAGGCACAGGCCCAGAGGUAUACGGAAACUGGAAUGCUCCGAUUGCCAUUUGCAAUUCGGCGGUCAUUUUCGCCCUGCGGUGCAUGGUCAAUUCUGAUAUCCCACUCAACCACGGGUGUAUCAAGCCAGUCCAAAUAAUCAUUCCGGACGGAUCACUCCUACGUCCAAGUGCUGAAGCAGCUGUCUGCGCCGGCAACGUGUUGACGUCGCAACGCAUCGUAGACGUCAUAUUCAAGAGCUUCAAGGUGUGCGCCGCAAGCCAAGGAUGCAUGAACAACCUGACCUUCGGCAACGACGGCGAGAAUGGAUUUGGAUACUACGAGACCAUCGCCGGGGGCAGCGGCGCAGGCCCCAGUUGGGCGGGAACCGGUGGUGUACACACGAACAUGACCAACACGCGAAUCACCGACCCAGAGUCUCUCGAACGGCGAUACCCAGUUGCCCUGCGGCGUUUCAGUCUUCGGAGAGGAAGUGGUGGUGCGGGCAUGUACCCAGGUGGCGAUGGAGUGAUCAGGGAUAUUGAGCUGAGGCUCCCCAUGUCCGUGUCGAUUCUUUCGGAACGACGGAGCUUCGCACCGUAUGGGAUGGCAGGUGGAGAAGAUGGUCAGCGCGGGAAGAAUACGUGGAUCACGAAGGCUGGUCGCUGUAUCAACGUCGGCGGUAAAGGUUCGAUCCGGGUUCAGCCUGGCGAUCGGUUCGUGAUCGAGACCCCCGGUGGUGGUGGCUAUGGACCCCCUGGGGAGCUGGUCUGGAGCGAAAGGGACGAGUCGAUCGUCAUGCCCACAUUUAUACCAGUUGCUAAUGGCAGUGUGGCUGCGAAUCGAACCCUGGCCGAACAAGUUUAA
Messenger RNA from Aspergillus oryzae RIB40, 4764 nucleotides. RefSeq lists its product as uncharacterized. Lineage: Eukaryota; Fungi; Ascomycota; Eurotiomycetes; Eurotiales; Aspergillaceae. Gene Ontology annotation, biological process: regulation of DNA-templated transcription; glutathione metabolic process. The transcript has 17 exons. Gene Ontology annotation, molecular function: zinc ion binding; DNA-binding transcription factor activity, RNA polymerase II-specific; 5-oxoprolinase (ATP-hydrolyzing) activity. Bases 1 to 4764 code for a protein of 1587 amino acids. Gene Ontology annotation, cellular component: cytosol. The record is from RefSeq and is a predicted model, not a curated record.